Impatiens glandulifera is the source of this 660-nucleotide messenger RNA. RefSeq names its product small nuclear ribonucleoprotein SmD1a. The transcript is spliced from 4 exons. Gene Ontology annotation, biological process: spliceosomal snRNP assembly; RNA processing. Gene Ontology annotation, molecular function: RNA binding. The record is from RefSeq and is a predicted model, not a curated record. Lineage: Eukaryota; Viridiplantae; Streptophyta; Magnoliopsida; Ericales; Balsaminaceae. The coding region runs from base 110 to 454 and encodes 114 amino acids. Gene Ontology annotation, cellular component: commitment complex; U2 snRNP; catalytic step 2 spliceosome.
GAAUUAUUUACAGUCUCUCCCGCUUCCUCAUAACUAUUAUUGUAUAAGUCGGAUCCAAAAUCCUUAAAGCCCUAAAUCCUAAUCCCUCAAUCUCCAUCUAGCUAGAGAAAUGAAGCUCGUCAGGUUUUUAAUGAAGCUGAACAAUGAAACCGUCUCAAUCGAGCUCAAGAACGGCACCAUUGUUCACGGAACUAUAACUGGUGUGGAUGUUAGUAUGAACACUCAUUUGAAGACAGUGAAACUGACACUGAAAGGUAAAAAUCCAGUAACUUUAGAUCAUCUGAGUGUCAGGGGAAACAACAUUCGGUAUUAUAUCCUUCCUGAUAGCUUGAAUCUGGAGACUUUGCUGGUGGAGGAGACUCCCAGGGUCAAGCCUAAGAAGCCAACUACUGGGAAGCCAAUGGGACGUGGUCGGGGAAGAGGACGUGGAAGGGGCCGCGGUCGUGGCCAUUAACCAUCUUAGGCAGGCAGGUGUUGGUUUAUGAAGUACGAUUUAAGGUUUCUUUUCGAGGGAUCUUUCAAUUUGGGUUUUGUGAUUUUUCAUAUGCACUCUAAGAAACAUCUUCUAGAUAUUUUUGAGGUUCCAUGUUUUAGAGAAUAGUAAAAUUCGUGUUUAGUUCCUUGAUUAUCAAAGUUUAAUGUGAAGAUGAAGUGCUUAUU